This is a messenger RNA of Emiliania huxleyi CCMP1516, 1197 nucleotides long. RefSeq lists its product as hypothetical. The transcript has a single exon. The record is from RefSeq and is a predicted model, not a curated record. NCBI's taxonomy places the organism in Eukaryota, Haptophyta, Isochrysidales, Noelaerhabdaceae. Bases 28 to 939 code for a protein of 303 amino acids.
ACAGGCGCCGGGACCACUCUGUGGACAAUGCUCCGCGGACGUGGCCUCGCGCUCCGCUCGUCUCGCGCGCUCUGCGCGGUAGCGGCGCCGGCACCGGCACCGGCAGCGGCGGCGGUUGCCGCGCCAAAGGUCAGCGCACCGGCGGUGGCCGACAAGAUUGCGGAGCGGUUCCGCACGAGCAAUCGGGGCGAUCGCUGGCGGCGGCCGCCGCGCAAGUGGCUCAACCAGAUCAUCCUCGCAACGGAGGAGCGAGCCGAGGCGGACAGGCUGGUUGAGGCGUUCUCGGCGUACGUGGACGCGCAGGUCUCUAUCCGGCGGUGGCAGCAGGUCGGUCUGAUCGCCGCGCUCUGCCGCACGCGCAGCUGGGACGCCCUUCUCGAUGUGCUGCAGCGGCGGCGGCGACUUCAACUUUUCCUCGAGCAGCCAAAGCCGCUCGCGGCGGCCGUGCGCGCUCUCGCUGACGACGGAGCGUGGGAGCAGCUCGCAGCGCUGUCGCGGCUGCUGCCGUCCGUGCUGGAGCCGUUCGCCCCAGCGCCGGGCGGCGUGCAGCGGCUCGCGCUCCGCCGACUCGCGGCGGGCGCGCCCGACCCCUCGCUCGCGCUCUCGGCGCUGCAGCAAGCGGUCGAGGACCGCGCCCCGCUCAAGCCGGACGUGUUUCUCGCCGUGGGGCGCGCGCUUCUCGCCGCUGGGAGGGCUGCCGAUGCCGCCGAGGCGCUGCGCCUUGCGGAAGAGGCGGGCUCGACCGCGGUCGCGGCGGGCGGCGGGAGGAUGGUUUGCUCGCCGAAGCCGGGCCGCGCCCUCGAGCUGCUGCAGGCGGACGUGGCGGCGGCGCUUCAGACGGUCGAUGCCGAGGCAGCACCAGAGGAGGGGGAGGCGGCCGAGGAGGCGGCAGAGGCGGAGGCUGGCGAGUCCGCGACAGAGGACAAGGCGAAGGCGUAGCCCAAGCCGCUUCGUCCUCGCCCGCCAAAGCGCGUGACCCUCGACAGCAACCAUUGUUGUGGGUUUGACCGUCCCCGUCCGGCGUCCGCGGUGAAACGGGCGUUUGACGGGCCCCUCUCCCGCGUCCCGCAAGAGACACCCCCGUCGGCGGGUGUUCGCGCUGUCCGCUAAAAGCGUGACACACUAAUCACAAUGAUCUAUGUGUGGAGCGCAUGAUUGUGUCCGGUGCUCGACUGCGAGCUACAAUAAAACCGUGGG